This is a messenger RNA of Rotaria socialis, 2799 nucleotides long. NCBI's taxonomy places the organism in Eukaryota, Metazoa, Rotifera, Eurotatoria, Philodinida, Philodinidae. The record is from the annotation of a GenBank genome assembly.
AUGGAUUAUAUCAAAACAUCAUCGGAUGAUACUCGGAUAUUUUUCAUUUCAUCAUCUUCGGAUACUGAAACAAUAUUAAAAGAAGUUUCGCCUUUAUCGAAAGUAAUUGCAAUUUAUCUAUUUGAUAAUCUUAAACAAAUCACAAUAACUCCAAAAGAGUCAAUAGCAAAAGUACACGACCCAUAUUCUGAUUUGCAAAGCUUGUCAAAUCAACUGUCGCAAGAAUACAAACGUUACAAAUCUGAUUCGCAGAUGUCAGUCAGUAUUUUCUCUCGUGAAAAGAAUGAAAAGACCGUUCGGGAUUUGAAUAAAGAGAAUAGUCGAUUUCUCUGGUUACAACUGUUAGUUGAUAUUCUGAUUAAAAUACCAUACAAUGAUCAGACAAAAGAUGAAAUGCUUCACGAAUGUAAAAUAGCUUACAAGGAUGAUAAACCUGCGCAGAAAGCUAUAGAGGAAUUCGAUAAAAAUUACAAAUCUUCUGAAGCUCUAUUAGUUUAUACACAGGACUCAUUUCUAUAUCGUCUAUUCAAUCAAGCACUUCGAACCGAAAAUAUCGAUUUUUUAUUUAUAUUUCGAUUUUUCUUAGCCGAUAUGUAUAAUCAAUUACAACAAUUACAUUCAGAACAAUUUUCUAUUAAUCCAAAAUAUACUGGGAAAACGUUUAUUCUUUACCGCGGGCAAAAUAUGAAACUUUCAGAAUUUAGUCAUAUCAAGGAUAACGUUGGUGGCUUAUUAUCAGUGAAUACAUUUUUCUCAACAACCGAAGAUUUCCAAAUUGCAAUGCUUUAUUCUGGUUUUGAUGACAAAGAUCGACCACCUGAAUUAAUAUCAGUUAUAUUUGAAAUUGAGAUUGAUCUAAUUCAUCCUGUAACUAAAAAGCCAUUUGCUUCGAUCGCACAUUUGAGUAAAAUCCCCCACGAACGCGAAGUACUUUUCUCUGUUGGUUCGAUUUUUCGCAUUUUUAAUGCUGAAUAUAUAGGAACAAGCGAAGGAUAUUGGCAUGUAAAAAUGAAAUUAGUAGACAAUGACGAUGAUCUCAAUGAACUACGAAAUGAACUUGAAAGUCAAUAUUGUCAUAACAGUCAUAUGUGCAACUUGGGAAGUGCUUUAAUAGCAAUGGGUGAUUAUAAAAGAGCGGAACGAUAUUUUCGUAUGCUACUUGAAUAUUUAUCUGAACGUCAUUCAUCGAUUGGUCCCAUAUACGGAUCUCUGGGUUUGAUUUGUUCAAAGAAAGGAAAUUAUCAAGAGGCAUUGGAAUCUUAUGAACAAGCAUUGAAAUAUUUAACAAGAAUUAAAAUUAAUGAUGAACGAGAAAAUAUUAGCCAAAUAUAUGCUCAUAUCGCCACGGCUUAUCAUGGUCUUGGCAAGCCCGAUCUGGCAUUGAAAUAUUUGUCUAUGGCAACAGAUACAGAUUCAUCACCAGAUUCGCUUUCAUAUAUAUAUAAUCAAACUGCUAUGACAUACAGAGACCAAGGUGACUAUUGUGCAGCACUGGAAUACUUUCAAAAAACGCUCCAUAUUGAAGAAGAAAUUUUAAAAAGGUCUAAUUACCAUCCACUGUUAGCCACUAUGUAUAAUAAUAUCGGUGAAAUAUAUAUACGUUUAGGUGAUGAUGAAAAUAGUUUUAAACAUUUACAACGUGCAUUGGAUAUCCGACUCAAAGGGACAGUUUCCACGCAUACAGAUCUUGCUGCUAUUUAUAAUAAUUUGGGACUAAUUUAUUCACGGAAAAAUGAACUUAAAAAGGCAUUAGAAAUGUUUGAAAAGGCGCUAGAAAUAGAUACUCAAACAUUCGACGGCAAUCAUGAAUCAUUGGCACUAUCACAUAACAAUAUUGCAACCAUCUAUCAGCAGGCUGCGAAUUUAUCGAAAGCUUUAUAUCAUGCAGAAACAGGUUUAAGGAUAUUUCACCGCUCACAAGCCAGAGACAACGCUUCACUUCUUGUUCCGCAUCAAUGUAACCUGGCAAGUAUUCAAUAUGAGUUAGGCAACAAUAGCAAAGCAUUAAAUAUGGCACAAAAAGCAUUAAAAAAUCAACUAGGAUAUUUACCUGAGAGUCACGAAUCUAUUUCAGAAACAUAUCAUUUAUUGUCAAAAAUAUGCAUUCAAAAAGGUGAUCUUCCAAAUGCUUUAGAAUAUUUAGAAAAAUCGGUCGACAUUGCUCGAAUUUCGAUAUUACCCAAAAAUAAAUUCAAAUUUGAAGGUCUCGAAUUAGAAUUGGAACUGUUAAAGAAAAAUGGUUUCAACAGUGGGAGAACACUGUCGCACAUGCAAUGUGCACCCGAUCAACCCGAUUUGCAAGAUCGUUGUAUACGACAAAGCAUUGAAAAACUUGAAUUGACUUCAACAGAUAAUAUUCUGGAACGUAUUAACUCACUGAAUACUCUCAUAUCGGUCAACUCUAGACAAGGAAAUUUUCAGAUGGCAAUGAAGUAUUUUGAAGACGCUACUUUACUGUACGCUCAAAAUCGAUCAUCUGAUAUGUUGCUUCAACGAAAAGUCGAAGAAUCGAUGGUAAGUAUAUUUUUUAGCGGAAGUCGAGUAUAUUAUCGGCAAAAUAAUUGGACAAUGUCUUUGGAAAUAUUGAAAAAAUCACUCGAUUUUGCUUUAAAACAAGAACAAAAUUCUUUAUUACCGGAAAUUUAUAAUGCUAUGGGAUUGAGUUUUGCACAUCAAUUCGAUAACUGCAUGGCGAUACACUAUUUCGAAUUGGCUGUGAAUACUGCUAAAAAGACUUUGCCCGAUGAUCAUCCAAAUCUUCAACGUUAUCGCUAUCAAUUGCAACAAUUAAAACCUUAA